Messenger RNA from Teleopsis dalmanni, 1857 nucleotides. RefSeq lists its product as uncharacterized. Gene Ontology annotation, molecular function: calcium channel regulator activity; GTP binding; GTPase activity. The transcript has 12 exons. Bases 113 to 1648 code for a protein of 511 amino acids. The record is from RefSeq and is a predicted model, not a curated record. NCBI's taxonomy places the organism in Eukaryota, Metazoa, Arthropoda, Insecta, Diptera, Diopsidae. Gene Ontology annotation, cellular component: plasma membrane.
UAUCGUUCUUUAUUGACUAUAUGUUCUACAAAAAAGUUUUCUUUGAAGUAAACUGAAUUUUAUAUAAACUAUUGAUAUAUUAACUGGAAUAUUGAAAAAUAAAUCGAUUGAGAUGGCGCCAUUUUAUAAGCGGAUAUGCAGAAAUCUAUCACGACGAUACAAAGAGCCAUCACUAAGUCUAGACAAUACCGUGGAAACAGUGCUUAUCAAAAACGAAGGCGAAUUCGUUAGUGUUGAGCAGGGAAAAGAUUUGAAUGCGAUCACUGGGUUAUCUGCGCGGAAACGAGAUUCACAACAAUUACAGAAUGCACCUCAUCUUCAUCAUCUACAACAACCGGAACAACAACAGCGGCAAAAACGCGAUGAAAACAUAAGGCAGCUUUUGGAUGUAACAAAUACUUUAACGUUUGAAGAACUACGCGAUUUUGAAAUGCGUUAUGGUUCUCCACAUCAUAGUCGUUCCCAAUCUGUUAAAACACCUGGUAGCCGUGCAUCAGGUCGACCUAAUCAAUUAUGCUUACCUCAACAGCGAUCACGUGUUGCUUCUAUGCCGAAUACUGGUGUAGAGGAAGAAUAUUAUAGAUUAAGACAUUUUUCAAUAACAGGUAAAGGCGUAGUUAAUCGUGGCGAUUCACUAAAAAGUCGCCGUAGUCGUUCCAAUAACAGUGUUGCCAGCUCAAAUUCAAGCAGCACUGAAUAUCUCACUACCACGCAAAUACCAGCACCAAAUUCUGCGCGCACUUCUGCACCUUGUAGUUUGGCAUCAAGUCGUGAGAGCAGCACAUCCAAUCCAGGUGGCGGUCCGUAUAGAGUACUUAUGUUGGGCGGACCUGCUGUGGGAAAGAGUUCUCUAGUUUCUCAAUUUAUGACUUCCGAGUAUUUACAUGCAUAUGAUACCAGCAUUGGCUACUGCGACAUUCGCAUUCAUAUUGAAAAACCCACUGACGACGAUGAAUCUGGGGAAAAAUCCGUAUCAGUAUUACUAAGUGGCGAAGAGUCUGAAUUGACAUUUAUCGACCAUGCAUACACAGAAAUGGUGCCCGAUGAUUGCCUGUCAAGUUAUGAUCCUCAUGGCUACUGCGUCAUAUACUCAGCAGCAGACCGUUCCAGUUUCAGCAUAGCUGAGCAUGUUCUACAGGUGCUCUGGACAAAUCAAAAUAUUGCUCAAAAAGCAGUUAUUCUGGUAGCAAACAAAGCCGAUUUAGCGAGAAGUCGACUAGUAACUUCAGACGAGGGGAAAGCCAUGGCUACUGCGUAUGACUGCAAAUUUAUUGAAACGUCAGUCGGCAUUAAUCACAAUGUAGAUGAGUUACUUGUUGGGUUACUCUCACAAAUUCGUUUAAAAUUGGAAAAUCCAGAAAAGUCAAGAGAUUUGUUCAGAAAACGUUCUAUACGCAAAUCCAAAAAGCGGGCCUGUUCACCUUUAAGUGGCGCAUGCUUAACUGGGGGCACAAAUCCAAAUACUCCAUUGGGUCCUACAAACAAUAUUAUGUCAGACUUAAAUACUCCACCAGGAAGCGCCCAAAGCAGCCCACGCAAAUAUCGUGGUUCCCGCACUUCAACAAGUCUUAAAGUCAAAGGCUUACUAGGACGUGUCUGGGCACGAGAUUCCAAAUCAAAAAGUUGCGAGAACUUGCAUGUCCUAUAAACAGAAUUUCUAAAAAUUGUGUUAUACUAGUGUGCGAAGUUGGUUUGAAUGUGAAUCGGGAUGUGCAUAAGAAAGUUUAGUUUAUAUCAGACGACAUAAUUUUAAAAUAUUAUAAUAUCUAUAUAUUAUUAUAUAUAUCUUAAAUUUUCGGGUAUAAUUGCUAGUUACUUUUAACUAGCAACAAUAUUUAAAGAUUUUUAUUUUUAUAU